This is a messenger RNA of Capra hircus (goat), 1562 nucleotides long. RefSeq names its product EP300 interacting inhibitor of differentiation 2 (gene EID2). Gene Ontology annotation, molecular function: transcription corepressor activity. The transcript has a single exon. Lineage: Eukaryota; Metazoa; Chordata; Mammalia; Artiodactyla; Bovidae. Gene Ontology annotation, cellular component: nucleoplasm. Gene Ontology annotation, biological process: negative regulation of DNA-templated transcription. The record is from RefSeq and is a predicted model, not a curated record. The coding region runs from base 153 to 806 and encodes 217 amino acids.
GCUUGCGCACGUGGGUUUGCACACACAGCGUGGAUCAGUGUGCAGAGCGCUCAUGAACGCGCAGUUACGUGCACUUACGUGCACAUCGCUAACCGCGCUGUGCCGUUAUCCCAGUAUUUGUGCGAGCGGCCGAGCUGACCCCGCGAUCCGGGAUGUCCGAGCUGCCCGCGGACAAAGGUGUCCCACCGGCGGGCGCACCAAAUGACAACGGCGACGUCCGGCAGGGGGAGGUAGGCGGCAGGAGGCGGGAGCCGGCCCCCGCACAGCCUGUGGAGGCCAGGGACCGUCCGAUGGCGGCGGCCGGAGAAGGUCCGAUGGCUUCACCCGUGGAAGGUCCAGUGCCGGAGGCCAGGGAAGGUCCGAUGGCGGCGUCCAGAGAAGGCCUGGGGGCAGCGGCCAGGGAAGCCCGGAUGGCAGAGGUCGCCCGAUUGUUGGUGGAGCCAGCGGAGGAAGAGGGUCCCGAGGGCAGACCCUGGUCCAGGAACGGCCCGGGCCUGGCUGCGUUACCAUAUCUCCGCCUCCGUCACCCACUUGGCGUUUUAGGAAUUAAUUACCAGCAGUUCCUCCGCCACUAUCUGGAACACUACCCGAUUGCUCCUGGCCGAAUUCAGGAGCUUGAAGGACGGCGCAGGAGAUUUGUGGAAGCCUGCAGAGCCAGGGAAGCGGCGUUUGACGCAGAAUAUCAGCGGAAUCCUCAGAGGAUGGAUUUUGAUAUUUUAACAUUUAGUAUAACUCUGACUGCAUCUGAAAUUAUCAAUCCUCUGAUAGAAGAACUUGGUUGUGAUAAGUUUAUCAGUAGAGAAUAGUUUAAUGAUGCAACUACUUUCAGAAGAACUCUGCCUUCAAGUCAGUGUUGUAUACCACUCCUGCAACUUGAAUUUACAAAGUACGUGAGAAUAAGGCAAAGCACAGCUGGGGGAAAAAAGGAAGCUUAUCAAGAAAAACUCAGAAGAAAUGAAAAAAAGAUCAAAACCUUAUGACUCUUCUGACAUCCUUGGAGUUUGUGAUUGAUCCAGAUUCUUUUCCCUGCAUUGUGGAAAUGUCUUUUCAAAUUGCUUCACUGAAGAGAAGAAUGGUUUUCUAAAAUUGAGGCUUGAUGAAGAAAAACUGCCAAGAGAGCCCAUGGUGACGAAAGAAAUCAUCAAAUAGCAGUGAUAGGAAUAGGAAUUCCUACAGGACUGGAAGGCCAUGGAGAGAACUGGAAAUUGUCAGUUCUGAUAAUUCCUCUUGAGUUUUCUUCAUGUCAGUUUCAACAGAAGUUUUUGGUGUAAGAUUACUUUUGUGUUUUAUGAGGCAUUUCAAAGGACAAGCAAAGUCAAUGCUGUAUAUAUUAUACGAUAAAUUGUGUAUUUCAAGAAUAUCUGAAAUUUCUAGAUUUUUUUUUCUUUUUUAAUACCUUUUUGGUAAAUAUUUGUAAGCCCCCCAGAUAUAAAAUGCACAAUGAAAAGUCUUCUAUCUCUGUCCCCUCUCCACCCAGUGCUUAGUACAAUUCCCAUUUAUAACCACAGUACUUCUGUCUUUCCAGUUUCCCUAUAUAUACACAAGUAAAUGCAAAGCUGGGU